Molecule: messenger RNA, 2220 nt
Organism: Ochlerotatus camptorhynchus
Lineage: Eukaryota; Metazoa; Arthropoda; Insecta; Diptera; Culicidae
Product: major facilitator superfamily domain-containing protein 8-like
Exons: 3
Coding region: 366-1877 (503 amino acids)
Biological process (GO): transmembrane transport
Cellular component (GO): lysosomal membrane
Molecular function (GO): transmembrane transporter activity
Source: RefSeq, a predicted model, not a curated record
UUUCUCGCGACUGACCGGUUUGCGGGAUGUUCAGGAUCCAACUAUAGUUUAGUUUCGGUCCAGAUUUUUUCCCUUGCCCGUCUCGCUUGGGCACAUGUGAGUGUUGUUUUUGACUGGAAUCCACCGAUUGCCCAGUUAAUAGUUUCGCGGCGCGCGUGUGCUUCCCUCCCUUGUGUGGACUUCGACGUCACUAUUAUUUGAUAAAGACACCCUCGUUCGAUGAGUUUGCGAUCAGUUUCGAAUCGGCACUUGAACGGGUAACAAAGCGACUGACGACGACGGGGUGCUUCUUUUUAGUAGGUCGCUUCGGGAUUAGCUUGUUUGUCCAUUUACGGUAUUAGGGUAGGUCGUCUGGCCACAGAAGAAUGGCACGUAUUGUUAAGUGGAUUUCGUUGAAACAACCGGAAAAGCAACGUGUUUUGGGGUUGGAAACGGAAGCCGAGUAUCGUGCACGGUGGAUUUCGAUUCGUGUGCUGUAUUUCACCGGGUUUGUGAUGUUUCUGGCGUUUGGAAUCGUCGCAACCGGUGUGUGGCCAUACCUGAAAUCCUUGGAUCCAUCUACGAAUAAAGUGUUUCUGGCGUACAUAUUUGCGAUACCUCCAGUGGGGCAGAUCAUUUUCAGCCCAUUCUUCGGAUGGUGGACAAACAAGCUGUCUUCGGUUCGCGUGCCGCUGAUCCUACUGGUUGGAGUUUUCAUUGUGGGCAACGUGCUGUACGCUGUUACUGAGGAGUUUCAGGACCACCGGAGGUACAUUCUACUGUUAGCCAGAGGCCUGGUCGGAGUUGGGACAUCCGCAGUAACAAUAUGUCGGGCGUACAUUUCGUCUGCGACACGAGUUUCGGAAAGAACCAAAACUAUCUCGUACAUGGCGCUGGCACAGAGUAUUGGUCUGAUGAUAGGACCCACAUUUCAGUCGGUCUUCUCCGGAGUGGGAGAGGAUGGGUUUAGAGUAUUUGGAUGGUUGCGGAUCAAUAUGUACUCUGCAUCCGGAUGGAUUUGUGUGAUAUUGGGCCUGUUCAACAUGUUCCUACUGCUGCCAUUCAUAUUCAAGGACAGUCCAAUUGCCGUCAAGGAGGCAAUGAAGAGUCAAGGAGCUGACAAUGCGAAGGCAACAUGGAAAUCGAUGCAAUUGCGGUACUUUGCCAUCGUAGUAACGAUAGCGGCAUUUUCAUUGCUGAUGUUCGUAUAUGUGGCAUUCCAAGCACUACUCUCCCCGAUCGCCUUGGAUCAAUUCGGCUGGAACAACGAAGAAUCUCUCUUCUACUUGGGAAUUCUCAUGACGGUCGGUGCUCUAAUCUCCUGUAUCCUAUUCCUACUGCUGGAUCCAAUGUGCAAGCGCUUCAGUGAAUCGAACGUCUUAGUGUACGGUGCAAUGUUUGCUCUCUUCGUCAGUCAGGUUGUGUUGAUUCCAUUCGGGAAGGAACCGAUCACAUCGUUCUUGAAUGUAAGCAAUUCAACGAACAAUAUCACCACCAGCAUCGGUUGUCCCCCGACUCAGGAGUGGUGCCAAUGGAUACCACCUAUAGGAAAGGUUCAAUUCACGAUCUCCUACACACUACUUUGCAUUUCGUUCUCGAUCGGAACAACACUGAGCCAAGCCGUGUUUUCGAAGCUGUUGGGUCCCCGGCCACAGGGCACAUGGAUGGCGCUGCUGACAUGUGCUGGAAGCUUCGCUCGGAUACUUGGUCCCGGAUCGGUAACGCUUUAUGUGAUUUUCGGGACAUAUUGGACGUUCGGAGCCGGGUCCGUUUUAACAGGAUUGGUAUUCCUGUGGAUGUGGAUAUAUCGGCACAGUUUAGAUCCCGUCAAACCUGCCGUGCAACCGGACUUGGCCGAGGAACUUAAAGUGCUUAAUUCAACAAAGCUUAGACAAUAGUAGGUUUCAUACAGGAAUUGUAGCUGUGAUCUGUACGCAUGAGAUAAGUAAUUAAGUUUUAUUAUUGUUUUGUUGUUACGUAAUUUCUACGGCCUUUAUCUGCCUGAAGUAGUUCGUAAAAUAGAAAAAAAAAAGUUUAUCGUGGAAGCGAACAAACAUGUUAUAAUUGAAUGAAAGGUCGCAUGAGAAAUAAAGGUUCAUCGUGUUGAUGCCACUUGAACUCUCCAGAACUCGUUAUUGCCAAAACGUGACAUGCUUUCCCAUAUUAUUAGGUGGCAUCAAGUGGCCAUUCAUAUUUAACAGCUUCGAUGAUUUCAACCUUUACUGGUUUUCUGUGUGUCUC